Molecule: messenger RNA, 1572 nt
Organism: Manduca sexta (tobacco hornworm)
Lineage: Eukaryota; Metazoa; Arthropoda; Insecta; Lepidoptera; Sphingidae
Product: translation initiation factor IF-2-like
Exons: 2
Coding region: 1-1572 (523 amino acids)
Source: RefSeq, a predicted model, not a curated record
AUGGAAUCCUUAUCACAAAACUUAAAAAACCCAAUCAUUCUGUUGACGAAGUUGCCUUCUCCGGCUCCGGAAUCCGGGGUUGGGGAGGCGGAGUUCGGGGGGCGAAAGCCCGCUGAUGGCGAAGUACAGAAGGAGAAAUCGGGCGAGAAGCCCAUGGAGGUGGCAGAUGAGUUUGUACGGCCUCUGAGUCUAGACUCGGACUCAAGUGGGAGCGGCUCCACCGUACGCAGCAAAAAACUCUGGAGGAGGAAUUCGCGCUCAAGGCACAGUUUGUCGCAAUUCACCAGCGACACUGACGAACCAACACCAAAGUCGCAAACAACCGACAGCAGAGGAAGAGGACGCCCGCCCUCAGUUGGCAAAUAUGUCGGCUUGAGGAAAGCUCAGUUGGAGCGAGAUAGGCUCCAACGCGAAGAGGCGAAGAAGAAGGCCGAAAAGGAGCUGGAGGACCGGCUCCAUUUCGUUAAGUCGCCGGUGCUUCCCAGGGUGUCAGACACCGAAGAAGAGGACAAACCCGUGCUGAGGGAAGAUCUUAGAAAGUGUGUCCAGGUUGUACGCACAACAGUAAGGAAAUCUGGCAACCUCAAAGGUACUUCCCAGAAGGCCCUAAACUGGGUCACAAACAAAAUUGCCAGGUAUGUAGACCAACCUGAGUCUGCCGCAAUCGCUCUUCUUGAGAGCGAGGUUAAGAAGUGGCAGGAGAACUGUGCCCGGCUCGAGGCAAACAUGAAGGUAAUUCAGGAGGAGAAUACAGCUCUGAAACGACGCCUCGAAGAGCUGGAGGCGGCCGCCAAAGGGCCGUCUACAGAGGAGAUGCUGGCGAUGGUCGAAGCGAGGGUCCAAGCCCGAAUGGAAUCGAUCCUCAUGGGCCCGGCGCAACGGCCCUCGCUGGCACACGAGAGAAAGGCCUCUCCAGGAGAUACUCAACUCCCGGUGAGCGAUGGCUAUGUCGGCGGAACCCAGGCCAUGCCGAGAAGAGAAAAAGGCAAAGGGAGGGGGAAAAAGACAGCCCAGCCCGCUGCGGCUCCCGCUCCCGCUCCCACUAUCCCCGCUCCCAUUGCUGGGCCUUCCAGCGCUCCGCCGCAAGCCGUAGCGGGCCCUUCUACAGCGGCGGCGUCGACAUCUACGAUGGCGCCAGCAACCACGAGAAGACGCGAGAAGAGCGCGGCGGCUGUAAAGAAGUCGUUACAAGGCUCCAAGCCGAAGAAGAGCGGGAGAAAAGAUCCGGCAGUUCAACCUGCGCCGGAGCCCCGUCCGCUGCCAUCGGCCCCUGCCACAAUGGAGACACCAUGGGUCGAGGUGGCCAGAAGGAAGAAGAAGGGGAAGACGACAGAAGCGCCAACAACAACCAGCGUGCAGCCGCCAAAACCUUCGCGCCGAAAGGAACCCAAGCUGCGACCGCCACGAUCUGCGGCCCCCCGCGUGAUGCUCGUUGAGAAGCUCGACGCGAAGCUCGACGGGAAGCUCGAUGUGAAGCUCCGCGUGAAGCUCGGCGUGAAGCUCGGCAAGACGCUCGGCGUGAAGCUCGGUGAGAAGCUCGACACGAAGAUCUCCAAAAAACAAAAAACGUAG